Aspergillus ibericus CBS 121593 is the source of this 3291-nucleotide messenger RNA. RefSeq names its product involucrin repeat protein. The coding region runs from base 130 to 3057 and encodes 975 amino acids. Lineage: Eukaryota; Fungi; Ascomycota; Eurotiomycetes; Eurotiales; Aspergillaceae. The transcript has 3 exons. The record is from RefSeq and is a predicted model, not a curated record.
GGCUGUCGCGAAGGAUGGAUGCUGCCUGCUGACCCGCCAGCCCUCUGAUUAACCGAUCGUGCGGACCGCUGAUUCUUUGGCCGUUGUUGUUGUUGUUGUUGUUGUUGUCGGUCCCUUGAACUCACGACCAUGAAUAUGAAUCCCCUUGACAUCCGGGCCAGCCAGUCGUCUUAUGGCGAGCCAUCGCCCUUGGCUGCUGCCUCCUAUGGCGCUCCGCAGCCGCCCCCAACCAAGGUGCUGAUGGAAGGCUACCGCGAUGCCCUUGACCCCCAACCGGCGGAGAAGCCGCGCUACACUCCGAUCAAUACCGCGUACCCCCAAAGCUCCGAGCCGCUCAAUACCCACGACCCCGUCGCCAUGUACCUGCUGACCGAAACCGCCAUGACUGAUAGCACACACUAUGAGAUCCUGUCCUUGGAGGAAGUGGAGGCACUGAAAAAAGAACACAAAUUCUUGUCAAGUCGCUUGAACGCCGCCAAAGGAAAUUUGGCCCUGGAAAUGAAACUGCGCGAUGCGGCCAUGUCCCUUAGCCGACUUUACACGUCCAAGAGCCCCAGUGCAAGCGGAGACUACGACGUAGAUACAGCUCCUAAUUCCCGUCAGAGCCGCAGAAGCCUUAUGGGGCCCAACGACCCGACCAUGGAUAAGACGGAAGAGGAGCUCGCACUGAGCACCCGGAAAUGCGAAGAGCUGGCGCAGGAGAUCUGGACCCUGGAGCGCAAAGUGCAACAAGUCAACAACAGGCUGCUGGAGCAUACGGCCGGAAUUCUGCAGAUGACACAUAAGGGCCUGAAGAAAAACAUUCAGAACAACAUCCCCGACACUCCCGAGAGCCUAUCCAGCCACAACACGCGCGGCAGCGUAGACGACUUCGACGAUCGGAGUUUCUAUAAGCCGACCGAGCAUCUUAAUGGGUCUCACGGACAUGGAGCACGAGAAGGACCGACCUUGAACGGACUGGGCCUAGAGGCAAUCCAGGAUACGGAAAGCAGACUGGAGUAUCUGAGUGGAAAAAUGCGAGACAUGAUCCUCCAGUCGAACCCGGACCAUGAUCUCGCGCCCAUCCCGCAACCCUCUCAUGAGGAAGGUCCAGUCAAUCCUACAGCAACGGUCGAAGCACACCUGGCAUACAUCGAAAAUGGAAUGAACAUGCUCGGUUCAAACCUUUCAAGUGGUCUGCCCCAGAGCCGGGCUGUCGACUACGAGUCCGAGCAACAGUUGGAGGAGAUCAAUGCACGCUUGUACAGCGUCGUACAACAGUCGGGGGUACCUCAUGCACAGACCCUGCCGCCGCCGCCAGACCCGUCCCAUGGCGACAUGGCGGAACAAUUCGGCUAUCUCAGUGCCGGUAUUAAUGGACUUGAAGAGCGGAUCGACAAACUUCUUGAGCAGAAGAGCAUUCUCACAACCCAAAUCCAGCAACAACGAGAACUAAACUCCAAGUCAGAUGCCGAGCGAGAUGCGCACAUCGCGGACUUGGGCGAACAACUGACCCACGUCCGGAAAGAGCUCGAGCUCUCCGAGAGUGAAGGUCAACGGUCGAGGGAGGCGUUGGAACAGGCCAUGGAACAGCUGGAAGCUAUGCGUCAGGAAUUGGCAAGCCAUCAGGAAGAGCACAAAAUGGAAGAUGUCUCCGGCGUCUUGACAUCCGAGAAGGAAGCUCGUGCACGCGCAGAGGCCGAAAUUGAACGUUUGCAGACAGUCAUGGAAGAGCUUCAACACGAAAAGGAAGCUCAAUCCGAGGCCCAUGAAGCGCGAGUCCGGGCAGAAAAUGAGCUUGCCCAGCUGGAAGCUCAUGUGAACGAACUCCGAUCUCAGCAUGCCACCCGUACGGAAGAACUCACUGUGGCCCACUCCCAAGCACAGAGUGAAAUCACACGUCUGCAGGGAGUGAUUGACCAGGUACAGGGUGAAACCGAUGCUAAGGUGGAGGCGGCCACAGAGGCUCAUUUUCAACAACUUCGCUCCCAAGCCGAUGCUCACACGGAGGAACUUACUGCCGCUCGCUCCCAGGCGGACAGUGAAAUUGCACGUUUGCAGGAUCUGAUCAGUCAGCUUCAGGAUGAGGUGGGAACCAAGGCAGAGGCGUCCGAAGCGCACGAGCGCGCAGAGCAGCAAAUAUUGCAAUUGGAAGAGACCCUGCAGCAGAUCCGCAAUGAAUCAGACGCCCAGAUAAGGGAGGCUACCGAAUCCAGAGCGCAGGCCGAGAGCGAGGUUGUUCGCCUGGAGACUUUGCUGGGCCAACUUCGUACCGAUAUGGAGCCCCAGCUGAAAGAAGCUACUGAGGCGCGCACGCAAGCCGAGGGCGAAGUUUCCCGGUUGGAAGCUACAUUAAGUCAGCUUCGAGCCGAUGUGGAGGUGCUCGAGUCUCAGCUCAAACAAGUUACUGCAGCACGCAGCAGCGCCGAGGAGAACGCCACACGCUUGCAGGCGGAGUUGACGGAGAUGGAAGGCGAAGUCGUACGGGCCCAAACCGAGCUUACGAUGGCCAAGGCUGAGCUCGAUGGCGCGUAUGGAUCCCGAGCUCAACGGGCGGCUGAUAUCGCAGCCAACCCUGCCAUCCAAAGGGAGUUUGACGAGUUGAACACCCGGAAUCUCGAGCUGGCCGAGGAACUUGCGGCCCUCAAGGCCGGCAAGCCCGGGAGCAGCGAUCUGCAGCACCGAGUGGAAGCACUAGAAAGAGAACUCCGGGAGACGGUGGACGAUUACGAAGCGAUGACGAAGGCUAGCAUCGAAUUCGAGAGAGAACGCGAGAGGUUCGAGGGCGUCAUUGACGCGCUGCGGGACCGCUGUGAACAACUGGAGACACAGCUCAAUGAGGAACGGAUCAAUUGGAUGGGCAGUGGCCGUGAUGGCCAUUACGAGACCACGUCAACGAUGGUGCUGAAAAAUGAAUUCAAGAAGAUGAUGCGGGACACGCGCGUUGAGAACAUGAAGAUCCUCAAGGCGGAACAGGAAGAACGCCGGCGGCUGGAAGGCUUGAUCCGGAAUCUGAAGAAAGAGCAGGCGAACCUGACGGGCAAGUCCAGCCUCAGUCAGGGCAUCCCGGCUCAAUGAUCAUGACUUACUGUACACUGUACACUUUCCCCGCUGUUUGGUUGUGUGCUUGCGUGCUUGCGAUUGAUGUCUCAUUCACCGUAAAUAUUAAUGUCUGUUAAUAACUACCCCCUCAAGCGUUUCUUUCUUUGUCGUACCCGAUCCAAAUGUGCAUAUAGAGAAUAUCUCAGGGACCAGGCCUGUUUCCAUAUUUGUUAUGUUUGCCAAUGGUCAUUGUUAUCCAUCCUGCACAAG